AUGUCUGAAAAGGGGUCCUAUGUGGUUGGAGUGGACGUCGGAGGUACCAACACCGACUCCGUUCUGGUGGAUGUCUCCAAGACAGGGUCGGCGGCCAUCGUCUCGUCCCACAAGGCUGCGACUACGUCCAAUGUCACGCUGAGUGUACGCGAGACUCUGAAGGUCUUACUGGCCAAGUCGCCGGUAGAUAGGAAACAGGUCUCGGCCAUCGCCAUUGGGACUACUCACUUCAUCAAUGCCAUCAUCGAGCGCGACUCGUCCCGCGUCGAGGCGGUCGCGGUCUUGCGGCUGGCUUCCUACAACUUCUCCGCCGGCACUCCUCCUUUUGUGGAUUGGCCUUUGGGACUGAAGAACAUCAUUCACGGUUACUCGGCCAUCAUCUCGGGAGGAUGCAAUAUCGAUGGAAGUCUGAUCGCCGAAAUUGACGAGGCCGUGGUGAGAGCUCAAGCGGAGACCAUCAAAGCGAAAGGGUUGAAGAAUAUCGUCAUAGUCGGCAUUGGCUCGCCCACUGAUGGCCAAUAUCACCAGGAGCAAAGGGUCCGCGACAUCCUCAGAGAAUCCUUCGGGGCUGAAGUCAACAUUAUCUGUUCUCGAGACGUCGCCGGCAAUGGCCUGCUCGCGCGAGAGAAUGCAUCCAUCCUCAAUGCCUCGAUCCUCAAUUUCGCGCGUAGGGCAGUCCGCUCCUUUGUUGCUGCGAUGAGCCAUGUUGGCCUCCAAUGUCCCCUUUACCUGACCUCUAAUACGGGCCAUCUCUUGACCUUCUCUGAGGCCAUGCAGUUUCCCAUAAGGAUAUUUUCUUCGGGCGCCACUAAUUCCAUCCGUGGUGCGGCCUUCCUGGUCGGCUCGCAAAUUGGCCAGUCCGGCUGUGUGGUUGUUGACAUCGGAGGCACAACGACAGAUGUCGGAUAUCUGCUCCAGAACGGGUAUCCUCGUCUGGCCAAGAGUUACACUGACCUUGCCGGCGUCAAGGUCAAUCUGGAGAUGCCCUCGGUGGAAAGUGUUGGCCUAGGGGGUGGAUCAAUUGUCCAUUUGAGCGGAGACCAACAAAAAGUACUUAUCGGCCCAGACAGCGUGGGUCAUGAUCUCUCGACAAGGGCCCUCUGUUUCGGUGGAAGCGAGUUGACCACAACGGACAUUAUCGUCGCAUCUGGAGAAGUGGCUAUAGGCACAAAGCCAGUAAGCAUACCGGGCAGCAUCAUCGUCAAAACAAAGGACCGGAUGAAGAAGAUGCUCGAGGCAUGUAUCGAUCGUUCGAAAUCAUCUCCGGAUCCAUGUACAGUCAUUCUGGUCGGAGGUGGUUCCAUCCUUUGUCCCAAGGAACUUCAGGGGGUCGAGAAGAUCAUCCUACCCGAGCACGCCGAGGUUGCGAACGCAAUUGGGGCAGCAAUGGCCAAGAUAUCGGGCUCCGCAGAAAUGAUUGUCCAAGGCUCAGAUAUUCAGGGCGGCAUUGCAAAGGUCAAGUCGCAGGCGAUACAGGAUGCAGUACUAAAAGGAGGCAAUCCGACCUCGGUCACGGUUCUAAACGAGGAGGUUGUCGGAGUGCCAUAUGUACAGGAUCAAACUCGCAUUAAAGUCGAGGUGGCAUUGCCAGCAGACCAUGAAAAGGUGCGCGAGGAAAUGUCCCAGCUGGCCGGGAUGGCCUUCAAUAACAAUGUUGCCGAGUUGUUCGAGGAGACAAAGACACAUGAGGUGUCGCCAAACGGUAAUGAUUCGGCCCUCGACAAGAAGAUUGACUUUGGGACCUACUGGCCUCGGGUAACCGAGAAUGGCAUCUGGGUCUUGUCUGAAAUCGACCUCAGGUUUUUGUCCGUCGGCUGUUAUAUUCUGGGAGUCGGAGGCGGAGGAUCUCCGUAUGCUGUCUAUCUGCAGUUGAAACAGCUGCUCGCUGAAGGCGAAACUCUCACCAUUAUGAGCUGCGACGAUCUGAAAGACAAUGACCAGAUUCCCACCGUCGCUGGAGUUGGAAGCCCGGCAGUAAGCAUCGAAAGACCCGGUGGUGACGGUAUCAUCCACGCGGUCAAGAUGCUGUCCGAAGAACUCAACACCAAGUUCACUCAGCUGAUGACGGCUGAGAUAGGCGGAGGCAACGGUCUGCAGCCACUGAUUUGUGGGUCUUCCAAAUAUUAUAACCUGCCUACUGUCGAUGGCGAUCUCAUGGGUCGAGCGUACCCAGGGUUUGAGAACGUCUCAACAUACGUGAUGUCGGACUCGAUCAACGCUCUCCUUCCAGUCACACUUUGCAGUGGUACUGGUCAGAGAGUUCUCGUCCCGGCGAACCAAGCCGAUGAGACAGCGCCUGGGAGAAUGAUCAGGGAUGCAUGCGUUGCUAUGGGGUCCGCUUGUGGAGCGGCUGGAGUUCCCUUAAGUGGCAAGCAAAUGCGAACAAUGGGCAUCCCGAACACCCAUUCUCUUGCAUGGCGGCUAGGUAGGGUCGUGUGCCGUGCACAGCAGUCAGCAUCACUCUCCACAAUUCCGGAAGCCAUCAUCGAAGAAUGUGGAGGAGACCAGACAGCCCGACGGUUGUUUCAGGGCAAGAUCCGAAGCGUUGAAAGUGCCCUCACCACAACAGCCCAUAACCUCGGAAAGGUGACCAUCGAGUCCCUUAGUGAAGGCGAGAUGGAGGGCGAUGCAGACAAAGCAGGAGAUUGGACAGAGGUUGUGAUUCCCUUCAUGAACGAAAACCUUGCCGUGGUGGGUAAGGAUGCUAAAGGAGAAGAGACUGUCCUUGCAACAGUGCCUGAUCUGAUCUUCCUGCUGGAUGUCUCGACAGGAGAGAAUAUUGGUGUCCAAGAAUACAGGUAUGGCCUGAAAGUGACAGUCAUGAUCAUGGCACCGCAUCCAAUCUGGACUACGAAGCGUGGUUUGGAGGUCGGCGGGCCCAGCGCCUUCAACUUACCGUACGAGUAUAGCUCGACCCUCAGAUACACCAAACCCCGAAGUGUGAUUGAGGAGUUUCGACCGAAAGACCAGACUUGA
Molecule: messenger RNA, 2976 nt
Organism: Capronia coronata CBS 617.96
Lineage: Eukaryota; Fungi; Ascomycota; Eurotiomycetes; Chaetothyriales; Herpotrichiellaceae
Exons: 6
Coding region: 1-2976 (991 amino acids)
Biological process (GO): glutathione metabolic process
Cellular component (GO): cytosol
Molecular function (GO): 5-oxoprolinase (ATP-hydrolyzing) activity
Source: RefSeq, a predicted model, not a curated record